Messenger RNA from Symbiodinium sp. CCMP2592, 735 nucleotides. The record is from the annotation of a GenBank genome assembly. Lineage: Eukaryota; Dinophyceae; Suessiales; Symbiodiniaceae.
AUGGAGAGCCGGCAACACCAUUGCAGAUGGUCGGGGCCCGACUUCCUCGGAUGGGUGUGCUUUCGGAUUUCCGGGAAGCCAGGGGUGAAGGGAGCCGAGAACAUCGUCAAGUACAUGUCAGAUCUUCCGAAUGUUUUUGAGAAGCGGGGGCUCAAGAUUCUGGAGCAGGGAUGCAUCCGCAUCGGCGCCAGUCAGGUCCGCUGGGACGAGCUAAUUCAACAGGUGCCAGACUACUUUGAUGUCGUGGGCAUCGGCUGUUCAUCCAAGGAGAACUUUGGCAGGCUAGUUCUCACGAGAUUUCUGCAGUUCACCGCGGAUGCAGAUGGCCUGCAAAAGCUCCGGAAGUUUGUCGCAGAGGUGCGGGAAAAGGCUGCACCAGUGCCCCGUGCUCAGCGGUGCUCCGCCAUGUCGUCGCGCAUCCCCGCUGAAGUCCCGUUCUUAGGUUGCACCUGGAAUCCUGAUGGACGGCCUGUGGUGCACGAAUUGCGGCGGUCGCUGGAAUCUCAGUAUGCGAUCGUGCAUCCGGAGACGCUGCUGCAGUUGCGGGGGUCUCGGCAUGCGAUUGUGCACUGGGUUGGUUGCACUCCUGCAAGCUCGAGGCCCGUGCGGCGAGAUGCUCGCCAAUACGGCAGCAGAGUCUGGCUCGCGAAUGCGAGCAAAAAAAACAGCGAGAUGGUCUGCCGAGUGCGUGUUAGCUGCUGUGUGUUGCACAUGUGGGCAUGUUGUCAUGUGUAG